Messenger RNA from Manihot esculenta (cassava), 472 nucleotides. RefSeq lists its product as uncharacterized. The record is from RefSeq and is a predicted model, not a curated record. Bases 50 to 439 code for a protein of 129 amino acids. Gene Ontology annotation, cellular component: photosystem I. Lineage: Eukaryota; Viridiplantae; Streptophyta; Magnoliopsida; Malpighiales; Euphorbiaceae. The transcript has 3 exons. Gene Ontology annotation, biological process: photosynthesis.
GAAAAAGCAGUGGUGGUGGUGGUUUUGAGAGAAAGUGUAAUGGUUACAAAUGAGUUCAAUAUCCCAAAGUGUAUUGAUGGCACUUGCAGUUACUGUCAACAAAUUUGCUUCAUCAAAUGUUCAUGCAGUUCAAAGAAAAGAAUCUAAAACUUCUCCUGCAACUUCUCCAGCUGCCUUCCCAAGAAGAGGAUUCCUCUUAUCUACUUUGGUUGCUGCUUAUCCUCUCACCACUGACUCUAAAACGCAGCUCCUUAACAAAUAUUUGAAGAAAUCAGAGGAAAACAAGGCGAAAAAUGACAAGGAGAGAUUGGAUAGCUAUUACAAGCGCAACUACAAGGAUUACUUUGAUUUUGUAGAAGGAUCUUUGAAAGGGAAGAAAGAGCAAGACCUUACUGAAUCUGAGAAAGGUAUUCUUGAUUGGCUCAAGACCCACAAAUAACAAAAAUUAUAUGUAAAAUAUUUUCAUUACUCA